UCCUUUCCGCUAAAACUCCGGGUAGCUCCGGAUUGCAGUGCAUGUCAGUUGAAUGCAACUUUAUACCGGAUAUCGCCUUUUCCAUCGCCAAGAAUACCCGCUCCGACCAUCACACCAGAUCCAUCCGAAAAGUCUACAUCACUACCACCUUUGACCCCUACUUCCUCUCCUGUUUCCGAUGACGUCAUCUUAAACAGCGCCACCACUGAAACAGAAGAAAAUAUGGCAACACAAGUGAUGAAACCUCCUGCACCGCAGCGUUCAAAUCUUCGUCCUUCAUCUCGUGGUGUAGUUUUUUCUCCGAGACCGAUUCUGACCACCGGGCCACGGAAUAUUAUAUCGUUACGUAAUAAUAUUGUUUCAUCAUCAUUACACGGAUCAAGAUCAUUUCAUGGACGCGUUACGUCACCUGCAUCAUCCGUGAUGUCAUCAGCAAAUGGAAAACUAACAUCAAUCGAGAUUGAAAACAUCAUAAGACAGAAAGUCUGUGAUAAGGCAGGAGUGAUGAAGCGAGCGUUUCAAACUUACGAUACGGAACGAACACUCACUGUCACACCGGGAGAAUUUCGAAGAAUUUUGGAACAUCACUGCCUUCCUCUGACUACAGAACAAUUCAAUUCAUUGCUUAUCAAGGUUGGAACGAACCCAAACGGCACAAUCAAUUACACCAAAUUUCUGGAACAAUUUCUGGUAUUUUCUCACCACUUUUCGCAUUCUCGAGUGCCCGGUUCACCACACGGUAGAGCCGGUACAGCAGGAGCAAGCCUCGUUGUGCGGCCGAGUUCUGCGACAGGAGAAUUGGGGGUCCGAUCCGCCCCAGCUUUGGGACCCAAACAACAUACUGUCAUCGGGACAGGGACGGCGGAUGCAAAAGAGCAAAAUCAGAAUUUACAUAGAUUUGUUUUCACCAAACCCCCACAAGAUGUUGGCAUUGACACUUUGGAACGAAAUCUUCAACAAAAAAUCGCAGGAAAUCUUCGAAAUAUCGUCAAAGGGUUCCAGUUAUUCGAUUAUAACAGAGACGGUCUGAUUCAACGGCACGAAUUACGACGAGUGCUCGAAAAUUAUUGCUUCAGAUUUACUGAUGCUCAAUUCGACAAGUUCUGGUCAAGAUACGACUAUCAUCACGUUGGAACAAUCAAUUAUCGAGAAUUUUUACGAAGACUCGGCGUGAAUGCUGCUGCAGCUGAUAAACAUCUUCAAGCAGUGGAAGACGAUAACGCACCAUGGGAUGCGAAAAAGAAGCGAUUGGAGAGGGAGAAAGCUGUGACUGAUCUUAUUUUGAAGAAAGAUGAAACCCGGACGAAACAUAAAAGCAAGAAACUACGAGAUAUGUCAUUCGUACAAGUGGAAAAAGAAUUUCGUGUCAAGAUGCGGCAAAAUCACGAUAACAUCAAACGUGUGCUGAUGGCCUUCGAUUCGUCGCAAGAUGGUUUUAUUUCUAUCGAUGAAUUGAAAGCUGUGAUUGAUAAUUUUGUUCUACCUGUAUCUGAAGACGUAUUCCAACAACUCAUGUACAGGUUUGAAGUCCGUGGUACCGGGAAAGUGUCUUGGGAACAAUUCCUACAAAAGUUUCAAGAUCCGCAGUCAUCUGGCAACGGACAAACGAUUCCGAUCGGCAAUAACCAUAAGGUCAACCCAGUUCGUGAAGCGAUGGAAGUUUCUUCAACUCCAGAGAUUUUAGAAAAAUUGAAGAAACAUGUUCUGACCAACUACACGACACUCAAGCAGGCUUUUCUCAAGUUUGAUGAGAAACGUAAAGGCGUCAUCACGAGGAAAGAUCUUCGUCGAAUAGUCGAAAGUUUCACAAUUAAACUAUCGGAAGAAAAUGUCAAAGAACUGUUCAUUCAACUUGAUCCUCAGCAUACUGGAUUUAUCAACUAUCACGACUUUCUUCAUCUAUUCGAACCCCAAGAGAAGGUUUCUGCUCACAAAUGGUUGUUUUCCACCCACCGAUUCAAUCAAAAUCAACCACCAGCUAUCAUGGCAUGGAAGACGGUUGAGGAUAUCUUAACUGAAAAGAUAUCGGAAAACUGGAGACAGGUUGCGGAUGAAUACGUCGCACUUGAUCACGAGGGAGAUGGAACUAUAUCCAGAUCACAUUUACGUAGAUUGAUGGAAAGAUACGCAUUGCCAGUUUCUGAUGAACAUUUCGAAAAGCUGUGGACCUGCUGUGACGAGACAUCAAAAGGUCGAAUAAUGUUCGCACAAUUUCUCCGUAACCUUGGUAUAGAUGUGAGUCCAGGAGAUCUAGAUGGGACAAGCACUAGGAUUUAUAAUGAAAGUAAUGACAGAGAAGAAUCGAGACUCAACGAUCAAGCUGACAGAAUCGACGAUAUGGAAAGAGUUGGAAAACGUCACACGAAUAUAUUCUCAGCGGGCGAAGUCAUUAAAAAGUUACAGGACAGGAUGUCUCAACAUGACACUGACAUCAGAAAAUCUUUCCUACGGUUCAAUACAUCUGGAAGAAAAAGAAUCACAAAACGAGACUUCAGAAAAGUUCUGGAAGACAUUGGUUUACGAAUGCACGAUGCACAGUUUGAAGAACUCACUAAAUCUCUUGGAUUCAAUGGCCGUGGUCUCGAAUACUCGGAUUUCAUUCAUAAUUUUGAAAACGCAAAAGGAAAAGGAAUGGGACAGGAACUCGAAAGAGCUAGCAAUCACAUUGUCAACCCAACAAACGUGAAAUACAUGAAAGCGUCUGAGUGUUAUAAUUUAUUAUUGGACAGGUUGAGACAAAAUUACGGGAGUGUCCGAAGUGCCUUCUACAAAGUCGACGAUGAUCAUGACGGUAUAUUGACAAUGACUGAGUUCAGAAGGCUUUUGGACAGUUUUAUGUUUAUUAUAACAGAUGAAACAUUUGCUGAUCUGCUACGAAUGCUAGGACUGAACAGACGAUCCAGACUAUCUUAUCAUGAUUUCCUCGAUAAGUUUGAGGUCGUAGAUAAAGAAGAAGGUCAUCCAUGGCUGAAUUCACAACACAGAUGGAACAAAACUCGAACGGCGACUGAAUUAGCAGCCGAACAAGUUCACGAAUAUUUAUGUACCAAGGCCGAACAAGCAUGGUCCGAUCUUGCAAAAGCGUUUCAGAACUUUGAUGCAGAUGGCAACGGGGUUAUUAGGAAGAAGGAAUUACGAUCGAUAUUGUACAGGUUCAUUCUCCCGAUGUCUCAUGCUGAAUUUAACAAACUCUGGCAGAAAUACGACCCGGACAACAAAGGUUUCAUCAGUCAUCAAGAUUUCUUAGAAAAGCUUGGACAUGUAUUUGCUCCUGGAGAUAACUCAGGUUUGCAGGGAACGAGUUACAAAAUGGUUGAAGAGAAUUAUCACAAUGUACUUGCUCACCAUGAACACCAGCAGGCCAAACACGAAGAGAUCGCUCUCAACCAAAUCCAGUAUUCACGAAAACUUUCUGCAGAGACUGUAGAAAAGGAAUUAAAAGACCGGUUCCGUGAAUAUUACUCUAGUUUCGAUAAAGCAUUCAGACAAAUGGAUAAGAACAAGGAUGGAUACAUAACACUGGCUGAUCUGCAGAGAGUUCUCUUCCAACUCAAUUAUUUCCUCGACGAAGAGCAGUUCGUAUCGCUUCUGAGAAGACUUGGACUACCAACAACGAAAGCCCGAUUGUCGUAUUUCGAUUUCUUGAAAGCAAUUGAUGACGGUCGAGCAUCGAAAUAUGGAAAGCGUAGGAAUAAUAUGGGGAAAGAACAAUUAACCUGGCAUCAGUCAUUUGAUCAUAUGAGCGUAGAGAAAGCGAUGGAAAAAUUGAAAGAAAAGUUGACGACAAGCUAUGAUUCGAUGAGUUCGGCUUUCAGAGCGUUCGAUCGUAAUCACACUGGAUUAGUUAAAGUAGGCGAUUUCCGAAGAGUUCUCGACUCAUUCAUUUUUAAAUUGAAUGAUCAACAGUUCCGGAGCGUGUUGGCCAAAUGUCGGAUAUCACAACCGACCACCACAAAUCCGGAUAAAAUGAUCAACUGGAUUGUGUUUUUGCAAGAUUUCACUCUUAUAAAGGACGUGAAAAACCAAGAAUGGGUCGGCCAUCUUGAAACCGCAGCGCCCGCUUUGUCACCUCGAGAGUUACCAUCGAAUGAAAUAGAAGAGAGACUACGUGAAGUAGUGAGAGCAAGAUGUUGGGUUUUCUCUCGUUUCUUUGCUGAUGCUGACUAUGCAAAAAUCAACGUUGUUUCCAAAGAAGAUUUCAGAGAUUUGAUGAAUCAGCAUUUCAUGAGAUUGACCGAGGAUCAGUUUGACAGAUUAUGGGCGAAGCAAGCCGUGAACGAGUUCAACAACAUGGAAUAUCGUGAAUUUCUCAAAAACUAUUCAACUCCUGCUCUUCAGUCUUUGACAGAAAAAUCCAAAGCAGACGUAGACAAUGAGGUAUCGUUAAAAUCUCCUUCGCGACCUUCAUCUGCAAAAGCUCCCGCUAUUGAGCGACCUUCAAGUAGAUUGGGAACAUCAGAUUCAAUAACUCUUCACAGAGGUUCCGUUUCACCCAGCAUUGCAGACACAGCAGAAGGAAGAAUAAAAUCUCUGGUUUACAAACAUUGGCAAGAUAUACAGAAAGAAUGCAAAAAGUUGGAUCCUGGUUUUAUAGGGUCAAUCCCUGCGGACGAGUUUGUCGGUGUUCUGGAUCGAUUCGGGUUAUAUCUAUCUCUCGAAGAAGCUCGUGAUUUGAUGACACGUUUUGAUCAAGGAUCGAACUCCGGUUUGUUCAGUUACAGAGACUUUUUAAGACAUUAUAUUCUGACGUUGAAACCACAGGAUGAAGGACUUCUUAAGAGGAGAAAGCUGCAUGCGUCAAAGAUCCCGAUCGACACAGGACAUGAGAGCGAUAGUUUUAUUGAAGCAAUGAUCAGAUUACGUGAAAGAGUUUUACAAUCUUGGAAGGAAUUGCGAAGAUCAUUCAGAAAUAUCGAUGUGAAGGGGGAUGGAUACGUCACGCCGUCACAAUUUAGACAGAUUCUUCGUCAAUUCUCCAUCAACCUUUCAGAAGACGAUUUCUAUCAUUUGGUAUCUUUUUACGAUCACGCUAUGCGAGGGAGGAUAUGCUACAAUGAAUUUAUACGUGCGUUCUUACAAUGACGUCACUACAGAUUACGUAGGGUGAUCGAAAUGUGCAACCGCACACUACCAAUUACUGUUUUUCUUAAUUAGCUUUUUAGUCUUCAUUUUAAUAAACUGUGAUUCGAAAACAAUUUUUAUAUUUUAAUUACUGUUGGGAAAUAUUUUCGUUAAUAUUGAAACGUAAGUGAUGUUUAUUGCUAAUUAGUCCAUAUUAGAUAAAUUCUCAUUCAAACCAAUCAACAAUGUAUCCAGGUAGGCGAAGCGACCACAUUGGGCACCGCUGGUGAUAACCUAUGAGGGGUGACACCCCCUCGAUAUUUCCAUAUAAACUAUUUUACAAUUCGUGCUUCAAACUAAUCAAUUUUUAAGUUUUUAUUUGCACACUUACAGCACACUUACAGAUUCAUAAUUGCUAACAGCUUUCGAGUAUUACUUUAUUUCCUUUCUCGUUUAUCAGUUAAAUUGCUAAUCCAUGCCACUCUUAGUACUCCCUUACAAAGUACUUCCGUAGUAUGUGUACCAGGUUAGGGUUAGGCCAUAAUUUUAUUCCGAUUUCCUUAUUUCAGUUCUAUUACGAGUUCGGG
This is a messenger RNA of Styela clava, 5648 nucleotides long. Its product is annotated as EF-hand calcium-binding domain-containing protein 6-like. Gene Ontology annotation, cellular component: nucleoplasm. NCBI's taxonomy places the organism in Eukaryota, Metazoa, Chordata, Ascidiacea, Stolidobranchia, Styelidae. Gene Ontology annotation, molecular function: calcium ion binding. The record is from RefSeq and is a predicted model, not a curated record.